GUGAACAAUGGGGCACUGGAUUAACAGCAUUCAGUCCAAUUUACAUGGAAACAGUGAAUAAAUCCGUUUAUUGUGAAAUAUACCGAGGUUCUUCUGAAUAACGGCCUGAUUAUUCUUAAAUUGCCCUGAGCUGGAAAUGGGUAAUUUUCCAGCUAUUAUCUUAUUAGUUUGUUUCAUCGGUACUUCUGGUGAAAAUUUGUUAAGUAACAAAGAGGAUUCAUUGAAUGAGAUAUUGACCGUCGAGUCUAAAUUACAAAAUAAUGGCGCUGCUUUGGAGCACGACAGAUUUGCCCGGCACGCAGAAGUGGUAGUAACAGUGACAGAAUCAAUAAUCAAACACCUCAUGAAAGAACUCGGUCGACGCUACCCCCAGGCAAAGAGACAACCCAAGUCAUUAAAGAAGGUCAUCAGAAACCUCAAGCAGAAACUUGAGAACUAUGUCCACGCGCAGAAACCACUACGCACGAGACCACCUGAAAGCAGUAAUGGAAAGAAAGGAAGAAAAGGAAAGAAAGGAAGAAAAACGAAAAGGAUACGUAAAGUAAAGAAAAAUAAAAAGAAACUUCGUGUGUUCGAUAAAGUUUACAAUGAAAUAUGAUUAUGAUUAGAGAAAAUUUUCAAAAGAAGAAAAAAAA
Messenger RNA from Cydia pomonella (codling moth), 635 nucleotides. RefSeq lists its product as uncharacterized. The transcript is spliced from 4 exons. NCBI's taxonomy places the organism in Eukaryota, Metazoa, Arthropoda, Insecta, Lepidoptera, Tortricidae. The record is from RefSeq and is a predicted model, not a curated record. Bases 137 to 598 code for a protein of 153 amino acids.